AUGGCGGCAGUAAAAAGAGAUAAACGGAGGAUUACACUCUUGCUUUAUGAAGUAGAAAAUCUUACGGUGACACUGUUGGUGUCUUGGGAAAUAGAGUUCCUGCAAGUAGUGGAGAAAGUGAAAGACAAAUUGAAGCGAUUGGUUUCCUCAAAGACAAUGAAAUGUUUCUACUUCAACAAAGACAAAACUCAUGAUGAAGUCAAGACAAGAAAGUCUGAUUCUUCUUCUUCUACUUCCACUUCCAUUGCCGGAGGAGGAGGAUCAGGAAGAGGGUCUGAGUUUAACUCACAAACAAGUACCACUACUAACACUUCCUUACACGUCCUCUCUGAGACACACAGUAACAACCUCAAAGUCUUUCCCCUCGACGACCUCAAAACCGCUACCAACAACUUCAGCAGGUCCUUGAUGAUCGGUGAAGGCGGUUUCGGUGGUGUGUUUCGAGGCAUCAUCCAAAGCCCUGAAGAUUCUCGUAAAAAGAUUGAAAUCGCAGUGAAACAGCUCAGCAGGAGAGGCUUACAGGGGCAUAAAGAGUGGGUGACAGAGGUUAACGUGUUGGGAGUAGUGGACCAUCCGAAUCUUGUGAAGCUCAUCGGUUACUGCGCUGAAGAUGAUGAGAGAGGGAUCCAACGGCUACUAGUUUAUGAAUAUGUACAAAACAGAAGCGUUCAAGACCAUUUAUCUAAUCGUUUUAUACUCACUCCUCUCCCUUGGUCUACGAGAAUGAAGAUUGCUCAAGACACUGCUCGUGGACUCGCUUAUCUUCAUCACGGCUUGGAGUUUCAGAUCAUUUUUAGAGAUUUCAAAUCUUCAAACAUUCUUCUUGAUGAGAAUUGGAAUGCAAAGCUCUCUGACUUUGGACUUGCUCGGAUGGGACCUUCUGAUGGAAUCAGUCAUGUCUCAACCGCGGUUGUAGGGACCAUUGGUUAUGCAGCUCCGGAGUACAUCCAAACAGGACACCUCACGGCCAAGAGCGACGUGUGGAGCUACGGAAUCUUCCUAUACGAGCUCAUCACAGGGAGACGGCCGUUCGACAGAAACAGGCCAAGAAACGAGCAGAACAUCUUGGAGUGGAUCAGACCACACUUGACUGACAUCAACAAGUUCAAGAUGAUCAUUGACCCAAGGCUUGAAGGAAACUACUACCUCAAAUCUGCUUUGAAGCUAGCUGCGGUUGCGAACCGGUGUUUGAUGGUGAAGGCCAAGUCUAGGCCAACGAUGAGUGAGGUUGUAGAGAUGUUAGAGAGGAUAGUGGAGACAUCGGAGGAGGUUUCUAUUGAUGUGCCGUUGAUGAAGAGCUUGGCGCCUAAAGAUGCGUUUGAGGCGACAAGGAGAGAGAGGGUUAAGAGAAGAUUUGUUGAAGUUUUAAUUGGGGUUAGUGGUUGUCCUAAUCUGCCUACUUGGUCUCCUAAACUAGUUACUUCUCUUUGA
Molecule: messenger RNA, 1431 nt
Organism: Eruca vesicaria subsp. sativa (arugula)
Lineage: Eukaryota; Viridiplantae; Streptophyta; Magnoliopsida; Brassicales; Brassicaceae
Source: the annotation of a GenBank genome assembly